AGCCGCCAAAGCUCCGCUGUGGCGUCAGUCCCUCUGAAGCGAAGACGCCGACAUGUCCACGAGUGGAUUGGAGCCUGCAGCUCACAGCCCGCUGCUGUCCUCCAGCUUCUGUUUCAGUCCCUGCUCGUGUGUUUGUGGGAAGGGCUGGUCUGCAGCCGUGUGGAACGGCCUCCCCGACCCAUUGCUGACCUCAUCAGGUUGCUCUGCCCCUGAACCGUGGCUCCUCCCCGGCUGCAGCUCAGUGUACGACAGCUUGGUCAGUAACGUGUCACCGAUGCCGUCACCUCCCACCACUGGUGGCCUCCGAGGACGAGAGCGAGGGGCAGGCAGCAAACCUCGCAGGCCGUCCAUCCUGGAGCGCUGCAUCCUUAAAGUUUCCACCAGCAGCGUGGCCGUGGGGACGGAUGAAGUGGACAACAAGAGGCCUCCGUUCGGCCGCUGCUACCCCCGCCUGCCAGAUCCGGCCAACACUGAGACAAAUGCAGCGGUUCUGAAACGACGGCAGAAACAGAUCCAGUACGGGAAGAACACCAGUGGAUACCAGAACUACCUGCAGCAAGUUCCCAGACAACUCAGGGAUCCCAAGGUCCAUCCAUCCACCCCCAACAAGUACAGGAAGUACAGCCGGCGGUCUUGGGACAUGCAGGUGCGUCUGUGGAGGCGAGCGCUGCAUCUGUGGGACCCCCCAACCAGCAGCCAUCCAGACAUCGACACCCCUGACCCAGUGGAGCAGCUGCAGAGCCAGCUGGCGAAGAUGACCUCGGACCUGUGCGAGGAUGGAGGAAGAAAUGAGCAGAGAGAGAACGAGGCUCCUGCCGCCUCUAACGCCUCCAUAUCUCCAACGGCCGUCUCGUCAGAGGGAAAACCCGGAGCCUGGAACAUCCCGCUGUCGCCGUGCCUGGAAAGGAGCCGCAGGCCUCUUCGUUCUCCACCUGGCCUCAGCCACGCCCGCAGGAGUCAGCGCCUCCCUGAUGAUGAUGUGAACGAUUGGCUCCGCCUCCUGAUGGAGACUGACCACGCUCCAGACUUGGGCUCUGAUGACCAGCAGGUUCCCGUGUUCUCCGACCCGCUCUUCUGGAAUCCAUACUGAAGAUCUGGAUGACAGCCGACCCGUCUUUGCGGAGGAACCUUGAUAUGACCUCGUGUUGAUCCUGACCGUUUUGGAGGUGUUUGUUUCCGGCCUCGGCCUGCUUGUCCUUUUUAAAGAUGGCUGCAGAUGGACUUCUCUGGCUACACGCAUGUGGUCGUCUGAUCUGAGCCCAGUUUUCCUGGAGGUGGGAGGAGUCUGGGACGGCUGAACACGAGGACCUGAGCCGUUUGCACCUUGUCUUUUGUUUUUAUGUUGAACUGACGCACCCGUCACCUUCACAAAGUUUGUCCCUCACCAACGACUGCGCCGCCAGCGGCCCGUCCUUCUAUCCUGUUUGUCACCCUGUUCUCAUCUUUGGUCCACCUUUGCCCUGUCCGUCUGGAUCAGGCUCUUCCUUGUGUCCGUGUUUUUUCUCAAAAACAAUGUUCCUGA
Molecule: messenger RNA, 1522 nt
Organism: Cololabis saira (Pacific saury)
Lineage: Eukaryota; Metazoa; Chordata; Actinopteri; Beloniformes; Belonidae
Gene: slbp2
Product: stem-loop binding protein 2
Exons: 9
Coding region: 53-1090 (345 amino acids)
Biological process (GO): mRNA 3'-end processing by stem-loop binding and cleavage; mRNA transport
Cellular component (GO): histone pre-mRNA 3'end processing complex; cytoplasm
Molecular function (GO): histone pre-mRNA stem-loop binding; mRNA binding
Source: RefSeq, a predicted model, not a curated record